UCGUGUUUGUUGGUGCGAGCCGAACGGUUCCACUGAACCCGAGCUGAACCGAGCCGAGACAGCAGAAUUGUAGACUGAAAGGUGAAGAAAAAGAAGAAGUAGCGGCUGUCAGCGUCUAACUAACUAAGUCUAUUUUAUUUAUUUUGAUAUUUCAACUGACUGCUGAACACUCUUGAUUCAUUUCUGCCUGGCGUGAAUGUGUAUUUUUAGCUUACGUGUUUGUUUGCACGUGCGUGGACCUUGCAAUCAAAAGUCCAAUUUGUAAACAAUAAGAACUGUAAGAGAAAAGGAAAUGGAGAAAUCAAGCGGCUUCUCGUCGGACCGAAACAUCCUCUGCCUGUUUGACGUGGACGGUACUUUGACACCACCUCGAGAGAAAAUCGACCCACAUUUGGACGAGUUUUUCCAGACUCUGCGGAGGAAAGUGAAGAUCGGCAUCGUGGGAGGGUCAGACUACUCCAAGAUUGCUGAGCAGCUUGGGGAGGGGGAUGAUGUGAUAAACAAGUUUGACUACGUAUUUGCUGAGAACGGGACAGUGCAAUAUAAAGAUGGGAAACUCCUCUCAAAGCAUGCCAUUCAGAACCAGAUCGGGGAGGAGCUGCUGCAGGACCUGAUCAACUUCUGUCUCAGCUACAUGGGGCUCAUCAAGCUGCCGAAGAAAAGGGGAACAUUCAUUGAGUUCAGGAAUGGCAUGCUCAACAUUUCCCCCGUUGGUCGGAGCUGCACGCUGGAGGAGCGAAUCGAAUUCUCUGAAAUCGACAAGAGAGAGAAGAUCAGGGAGAAAUUUGUUGCUGCCCUGAAGGAGAAGUUUGCUGGAAAGGGACUACGGUUCACUAAAGGCGGUCUCAUCAGCUUUGACGUUUUUCCGGAGGGCUGGGACAAGAGACUGUGUUUAGAGCUGCUGGACAGCGAAGGCCUAGACGCCAUCUACUUCUUUGGCAACGAGACCUCUGAUGGAGGAAAUGACUAUGAAAUUUUCAACGACCCACGGACCAUCGGUUUCACGGUCUACUCUCCAGAGGACACGGCCAGGUUCUGUCGGGAGCUUUUCUUCAACGCUCCGCCACACGAGCCCUGAGGUCCUGGAAUGCCCCCGCCCCCCCGAUCCCUUUACAGAGAAAGGCCUCUGACGUCCCGCCUGUGGCUCUCUGCUGGUACGAUAACAAGCAACUCCAACCCAGGCUAUUUACGAACUGCUGAAAGAUACCACUACUGAUUUUCUCCAUAAUAUUAAUAUGAUUACCCUGAAUACACAGAAAAAGUUGCAGGGUGAUUUGACUAAAUGUGUACAAUAUAUCCUGCUGGGAUUUUUUUUAUUUGUUACUUUAAAGGGACAGAAACUGAGGAAGUGUUACACGUUGAUGUAUGUGAAAGUUCUAAGUACUGUGCCAAAUGUGCUUUGACGGCAGUGUCUCAACACUGCGAUGUGUAGCAUGUAACAUUAACCAAAAAGCUUAGAGAGAUUCUGAAACAUCAGUGUUGGAAGUUAUCACUUCAGAUUAUUACAGUAUAGAAUUACGUUUUGCACUAAUGUUGGCAUAAUUUCAUACCAAUUGUUGGUAUCUUAUUGUUGAGCAGAAAAGAGAGAGAGAGUGGUUUUAAAAGAGCUGAUUUUUAUUUUGGUGAGUCCAUAUUGAAAAUGAGAUAUGAAUGAAGCAGUAAAGAAGAUGUGGGUCUUGCAUCCUCUACAGUUGAGGAGAUAUGAAUCAUUCCAGUUUUUUUAUUGUCUCUGCAGCUGGAUGUGUUUUUUUAUCAAAUGUGUGUUUUAACCUCACAAAGCUGGUGGAAAUGGAAGACGCUUGCUUGCAUUGCUUGUUUAGCAUCUCUAGGUUCUUUAGAUGCAUUAAAGUAAAAAUUAUUUAUCAGUUUCGAUUUAAAACUGAGCAUUACUGACUCAAUGAAUUCAUCUUAACCACAGAAUUAAGCUACUGUGACAAAGUCAACUCCGCAAAGUUUUUUUAGUCAAUAUGAAAGCUUUUUAUGUAAAAUAUUUUUACGAGCUAGACCAUGGCCUGCACGCUGGGUCACUAUAUGUAUUGAAGCUUAUUGAUUGGUUCUGUUGCUAUCUCUCUUUAGAUUCUUGCCGUUUUCAACAGCUUCUUAAGGGGUUAAAUAUCAUUUUAAAAUGUAAACACUGACACUUUGAUUUUGCCCAUAACACCCAUUAACCCAUGAUUGGUUAAUGUUCUGUCCUGUUAUGGUUCAGAAAAAUAAUGCCUCCUUCUGGGAUCAUUAUUGUAAAUAUGAGGCUUUUGAUAAAUCGGAUUCAUCAGCUGCAGUUCUGUGUCCGACUGUAAACACUCCUUCAACCUCAAAGACUAAAAGGAUCAUGUAGACGAGACUUCUAUGCACAGCAGAAAAUGAGCUUUUAAUGUGUCACUGAUGCUAACCGGUUAAGAGAUUCAUCUUGUUCUUUUUCAGUCAUAUAUGGAUACAAUUCAUUGUAAUAAAA
This is a messenger RNA of Perca flavescens (yellow perch), 2452 nucleotides long. RefSeq names its product phosphomannomutase 1 (gene pmm1). Gene Ontology annotation, biological process: GDP-mannose biosynthetic process; mannose metabolic process; protein N-linked glycosylation. The coding region runs from base 293 to 1078 and encodes 261 amino acids. Gene Ontology annotation, cellular component: cytosol. The record is from RefSeq and is a predicted model, not a curated record. The transcript is spliced from 8 exons. Lineage: Eukaryota; Metazoa; Chordata; Actinopteri; Perciformes; Percidae. Gene Ontology annotation, molecular function: phosphomannomutase activity.